AUGGAUCAAUCCGCCAUGUUUAAUCGGGAUGAAAUCAAGGAGUUUGCCAAAGAAUAUGGCAUUCAAAUCCUCAAGUCAUCACCUUAUUUUGCUCAAGCCAAUGGGAACUCCAAGAAAAAUAAUAUUAGGACUACCCAUUAUGAAUUGGUAUAUAGCCAUGAUGCAGUAUUGCCCUUAGAAGUAACAGUCCUGUCCAGUAGAGUGACCUUGUACUAUGACAUCCCUGUCGAUGAGUAUGCUGAGGCCAUGAUGAUGGAGGUGCAAGAUUUGGAAGAAAGGAGAGUUAUGGCCUACAACCAUCUUUUGGCUAAAAAAAGGAAUGUUGAAAGAACUUAUAAUAAAAGAGUGAAGACUAAAGUAUUUUCAGAAAGGAAAUUUAGUAUAGUAUGGAAAAUCAUACUGCCCUUGGGAAGCAAAGAUCCAAAUUUGGGAAAGUGGUCUCCAAAUUGGGAAGGGUUGUUCAAGAUUUACAAGGUUCUCAAGGGAGGAGCUUAUCAUCUUGCAUCUAUAGAGGGAGUCCCAUACAGAAGAGUUAUAAAUGGAAAGUAUUUAAAGAAACAUUAUCCAACCAUGUGGGCAAGCAUCAAGCAUGGGUAA
This is a messenger RNA of Camellia sinensis, 597 nucleotides long. The record is from RefSeq and is a predicted model, not a curated record. Lineage: Eukaryota; Viridiplantae; Streptophyta; Magnoliopsida; Ericales; Theaceae.